Rhododendron vialii is the source of this 846-nucleotide messenger RNA. Its product is annotated as ankyrin repeat-containing protein ITN1-like. Bases 1 to 846 code for a protein of 281 amino acids. Gene Ontology annotation, molecular function: protein phosphatase regulator activity; protein phosphatase 1 binding. Gene Ontology annotation, cellular component: plasma membrane. Lineage: Eukaryota; Viridiplantae; Streptophyta; Magnoliopsida; Ericales; Ericaceae. The record is from RefSeq and is a predicted model, not a curated record. The transcript has 6 exons.
AUGGAAGAAUUGCUCUGUGAUGCAGCAAUGAGAGGGGAUCUAGCAUUACUAUACGAUAUAAUUGCAAGAGAUGUUUACAUUCUCGAUAGAGUUUUGGUGGGAAACCUAGCUGGAGUUUUAGAUAUGGAACUAGGGGCAGCCCUUCACGUAGCAUCCGCUAAGGGGCACAUAGAGAUUGUGAAAGCUUUAGUGAAGGUUAGCCCAGAGAUGUGCCUAGCUCAUGAUCGAGAUGGUAAUAACCCUCUUCACAUCGCUGCAAUUAACGGUCAGUGGAAGUUAGCCAUGAGAUGUGCGUGGCUCGUGACCGAGAAGCUACUGCUAAACAAGGGAGACAAAGAAUUUGUCAAUUCUACCGAUAUCAAAGGCAACAACAUAUUGCAUCUCGCUGUUUUUGGUAAACGAUGUGAGGAUCUGACGAAGGCGAUGGAGAAACGAAAGCGAAGAACGGCGACUAUCACUGAAAUGAAGGCGACUGGAUCUGACGAAGGCGAAGAACGGCGUCCGACUGAAACGAGGGCGAAUCAAAGGCGACUAGCGCAACGGAGACGAACGUGGGUGAACAGUGGUGUACGCAACACCAAGGUGUGCACCUCCGAACCGUCGGAUCGUGCAUCCGACGGUUCGGAUCUCAUCUCGAUAAUGAACAACUCUCGAUCGUUGGUUGUCAAGAUAAGAUUCGAGCCAUUGAAUGUACGAUCUGACGGAUCAGAGGUGCGCAAAGCAGUGUUGGGUACUUCACUGCACAACACCAACCCGAAGCCCGCUCCAAACAUGCAACAUAAUGCGCCGGAAUCAGUACAAAACCCAUCCUCGUCUUUUCCAUUAACGAACAAAACCAACUUCUAG